Messenger RNA from Glycine soja, 915 nucleotides. Its product is annotated as probable ribonuclease P/MRP protein subunit POP5. The record is from RefSeq and is a predicted model, not a curated record. NCBI's taxonomy places the organism in Eukaryota, Viridiplantae, Streptophyta, Magnoliopsida, Fabales, Fabaceae. The transcript has 3 exons. Gene Ontology annotation, biological process: tRNA 5'-leader removal. The coding region runs from base 86 to 550 and encodes 154 amino acids. Gene Ontology annotation, cellular component: ribonuclease P complex.
AGGGUUUCUAGUUUUCUUCCUCGCACCGAUGGAUUUUGUUCUGAGAAUUCGAAUCUAGGAUUUGUUUGAGCGUGCGCGAAGGAUCAUGGUGGGGUUCAGAAACAGAUACAUGGUGAUGGAGGUUUUUCUGAACCCUAAUAGAGACAAAGUUGGGGAUGCGUCUGUUAUAAUUACACAGUUUAAUGUGUCAAAAGCUGUAAGAGACAGCAUAUUGGUGAAUUUUGGGGAGUGUGGUUUGGCUUCAUCAUUGGGAUCGUUCCAGGUUAAGUACGUGAAUCCAAUCACUAAUGUGUGUAUAAUUAGGGCAUCAAGGGAGGAGUAUCAGAAAGUAUGGGCUGCCAUUACAAUGGUCACAAAUAUUGGAAACUGCCCGGUCAUGUUUAACUUGCUGGAUUUAUCUGGAAGUAUAAGGGCUUGUAAAAAUGCUGCCUUGAAGUGUGAGGAGUCAAAAUUUGAGCAGUACAAACUCAUGCUUGGUGAUCGAUUCUCUGCCGAUCAUACUCAUCGCAUGAAUACCUAUCUCGACCGGAUCAAAGUUUUGGAGCACUGAAUAUUUAGCCUACGAGGAGUGUCUCAUUCAGAUUUCUCAAUUUCUUGCAACUAGUUUGUGUUCAGUCACAAGUUGCCUACGAUUAUUGGUUAAAUUUUAAGCUCACUAAUCAUAUAGUGUAUGUGUUAUCUACGUGAGUUCAUUGCACCAUCUUUUUUCAGAAGAUGCGGCUCCCAUUUAGUUUGUGUCUGACAUACCAAUUUUUCUGAUGUGAUAUUACCUAGUGUAUGGUAGAGUUACAGCUUUCAACCGAGAGAAGAGGCUUGUGAAAAUGUGUAAAUUUGCAUAUUCAUUGUAAAUUACUAGAUUAUUUCUAGUUACGGAACACAUAAUUACAAAGGGAAACUUGUUUUUUGAGCCUGCAA